GGUUGGCUCCCGGAGAUGUUGCGACAGCCACCUGAAGUAGUUGUGUGGAAAAACUUGAACAAUGACCUAAGUUAGGGCUAUGUGUGAAAAAUGAAAAAUGUUGCGGCAAUGGUUUGAGUAUUUGAAAUUGUUUUUCUAUAGACUGUUUCUCGGUGUAAAUGCCGUGAGAGGAAAUGCUGACAGGUUUGCAACGGUUUUUGUGCUUGCUUAUUGCUUGUGGGAUUUGGUGACAAGAAACCCUGACUCCGAAAGAGGCAAAAUGUCCAACACUCAGGUCUCCCUUGUCGGUUCCGGCAACCAGCAAAUAGAGCAAGAAACCAGCGAGGAAACGACUCUCUCUGAGGUGUCCAAAGACCUGGGCCACACCAAAAUAUCCGAAAAAUCGGCCCAGUAUGAAGCCACAUCUAAUACAUCAAUUGUACAAGAAAAUGCAUCGAAAAAUAUCCAAAGCAGCUGCAACGUGGUGCAAUCUCAGUCCGUGUCCCAGUCAGUUAGCGAAAGCCGCAAGGAACCGGAAACCUCUCAAGAAAACGCAACCUCUAAAAGCAACUACUAUAAACCGUUAGAACCUGUUAAGUCCUUCGAACCGGUUAAACCAUUCGAGCCUAUGAAACCUUUUGAACCUUUAAAACCGUUGGAACCUCCCAAAUCUUUCGAGCUAACGCGGCAAAUUGAAAAAACUGUUCUACAAUCAAACGGAGUCAAGAGUGAAAAUGUUAGCCAAGUAGAGGAAAAAGUUAACAAUGGGUUUCCGCCUGAUUACGUUCCAGUAGAAGCACUUGAACCUUUGAAACCUUUUGAACCGCUUCCACCAAUAGAACCGUUUGAGUCAUCUUGUAGAAUCAGUGACAACGUUGCUGUAAACGGUACAUCCAAGGCGGAAAUCAAGGAAGGCAAUAUUAAAAAUUCCUUAAAGGAAAUUAUAUCCGAUUUAGAUCAUUAUGCUGAGAAAGACAAAGAACUGAAAGAGUCGUAUUACGAAGAGAAAAGUACUGAUGACAACAAUUCAACGUAUUCUUAUGAAAAGGUUCUGGAAUCACAGUCACACAUUAAAGAGAACGGAAAGCGAUCCAACAACGACAAUUGGAUUGCCCACUUACCUUCAGUGUUACCAAAACAACGACCCCUGUCUUUGCCACCCGAAAACACAUUCAAUUACGUCGACUUUUCAAAGGUCAUGCAAGAACUUAGUGGUGGACAACAUUUUCAAGAUGAAAAUGCGCCUCCACCAAAACCGAUCAAUUUGGAAAAAAUUUUCACGCCGGCUGAUGGUGAACAAAUACAACCCAGCAAAAAUCGAAAAAUGUUUGCAUCGUCCGCCUUCUACGCCAAAGGCAUCCACCCAACAGUCGAAGAACAAGUUCAACUGGCUAAGAGAAUAUCAAGCUCUCUUAGCGACAUCAGCAACCAAAGCAGCAAGGGACAGUCCAUGUAUGUGAAUCGCAAGAAACGAUCAGUGAAAUGGGUCCAUGAAGGAGAAGGUUUAAGAACAGAAGGUUCUGAGUACACUUCAGAAUCUUCUGAAUCAAAAGAUCCACUUAAACUGGUAAUGAACCCACAUGGUCAAGUACAAGACAUAAAUUCAUUACGCAAACAAGGUUACACAAUCGAACCUGCACUAUCGCCUGACGUCUGUCUUGAAAUUGUUAAAGACCUAAACUCUCCAAAAGGAAAAGGUGCUGAGUUAUUUGCUAAACGACGUAAGCGUUCAGAAAAGUGGGUUGUUGGUGAAACCAACGGUACACGACCAUCAUCUAUACCAGAUAUAGCACUUUCUCCAACACCCAUAUUGUCACCUUUGCCUCCAAUUAGCAGCUUUCCACCGCCAAGUUACUUACCAGAAACUGCAAAAAGGAUACAACACAAAGAAAAACUGGAUGAAAUACAGGAAAAAUUCACACGCCCUCGCCUCAAACUGGUCAAGUCGCCUUGGGACGCAGCUCUGGAGACUGGAUCAGUAGACGCAGCUUUUGAAAAUGUACCUCCAGCAUGGCCAACACGGGGAAAUUACGUAGCUCCUGUUGUCGAUUCGUAUGAAGCUGCACUUAAAAACGACUCUUUAGCAUCAUGGACAGGCGCUAGCACCAACGAGAAAGUUUUUGCACACAACCCAGCUUAUAACAGUAGCAGUAUAAACCGGAUCGUUGACAAUUUACAAAAAGGAGUAGGAAACGUGGAUUUGUACAAACCAUCAAUGCCGCAAGCUUGGAAUUCGUCAACAGCACCAAAGCAACAACAAUAUGGUAGCAUCAACCUUGCUUUAACUAACAUCAUUAAAUCAUCAGCUCUAAAACAGGAAGAGAGGCCAAAAUCGCCCUUUCCAGAAAUACCAGACAUAUCAACCACUCCCGAAAUUUUACUUGAUACUUCCAAUAUUACAAAAAUAACGCGUCCAGUAACUCCCUCAUUUCUACAACCCAAACCUGACCCAAAAAAAGAAGCUGAGGAAUUACUAAAACAGAAAAAAGCCGAAAGAGCUGCUUCACCCUUUCCUGCAAUUCCAGACAUGUCCCUAGAUCCCGAAUUAUUGCAAACAGAUGUUUCAAAAGUUCAGGAAAAACGACCGGUUUCGUCACUACGUCCCUCUUCCCCAUUCCCGGCAAUUCCAGAUGUUACCCUAAAUCCAGAAAUUCUGGAACGAGACGUUGUUAAUAUUAGGACAAGUCCGCAAUUGCUUCAACUUGCAGAAAAUCAAAAUGCUAACGGAAAUGACGAAAUUUCCGAAAAUCAGGACUUGGAACAUAAAGAUGAAACAGCACCUGUUCCCUUUCCUUCAAUUCCAAAUAUUUCCAAAUAUUUGGCAAAAAAUCAGGACUCGUUCAUUAAACCCAUACCUUUGAAAAAAUACGAACCAAUUUUUAUGGACAAAAAAUACGUUUUGGAUGACGCUCCAAAAAACGUGGAGGCGCCGCCUUUAAAACCAGAGUUUAGAUUUGCUCUCCCUGAGCAGAAAAUUGUAGAACAAAGUUUCACUUCAGCCGAGGAUUUUAGAACAGUUCAGUCUGAAAUUUUUGAAAGUCAGGGACAUUUCAAUGCGUCUAGAUCCUGUUCUCCGUUCCCUGUCUAUGUACCAAAGAGUGAACCACCAGUUGUGGAAAAAAAAGACACACUUGAAUCCCCCAAAAAAAUCGUUGUGGUACAAGAGGUUGAAAAAGAAGAAAAGAACCCGAAACAUGAGGAACAGAUGAGGAAACUGGCAUUAGCAGCUAAUAAGGAAAAAUCCGAAGUGAUGAAGUGCCAAAAAAGUUGCUUUACUGAACUGAAGGAAAUACAAACGGCCUAUGAUCAGUACGAAAUGACACGGCAGGAAGACAACGAAAUCACCAAAAUUUUGCAAGACAUGAAACGGACCAGAGAAGGCCAGAUAACAAUAAGUGAGCCUGAAAAAAAUGAUGAAAUGUUUUUAUCGACUCAAAUUUUGACGAAAGACCAAGACCAAGAAAAUGUUUCAGUGAAAAUCGAAUCUGAAAAAACUGAUCAAAUGUUUUCAUCCAAUCAAGAAGUUUUUACCAAUAAAGCACAAGACCAAGAAAAUGAAAAAACUGAUGAAAUGUUUUCAUCUACUCAAAAACUUUUUACCAAUAAAGUCCAAGACGAGAAAACUGUUUCAAUGAAAGUUGAACUUGAAAAAACCGAUGAAAUGUUUUUAUCUACUCGAGAACUUUUAACCAAUAAAGUCCAAGACGAAGAAAAUGUUUCAAUGAAAGUUGAACCUGAAAAAACUUCUACUCGAGACGUUUUUACUGAAGACCAAGACAAAGAAAAUGUUACACUGAAAGUUGAAAGUGGAAAAAGAGAAGAACAAAACAGUAAAAUUGUCGAGAAAGCAAAAAACCAGGAACCAAAUGAUGGUGGCACAAAAAAACGUAAAAAGCCCCCUGAAACCAUAAUAGGAGCUCGCCCUAUUUUUGGCCAAUUGGACAUCAACAGCGAGUUCCAGAAAGCUUUCUCAGGCCGGCAAAAGUCAAUUAAGGACAAGAGAUCAAAAAGUGUGAAAGUUGAAACGAGUGAAAAUAUAACAGAAGAAAAGACUUCAGACCAGUCGAAAUUAUCGACUCAGUUUACUAAUAGCGAAGUUGCUCAAGUGGAAACCUACCGUCCAAGUAAAAACGACGAGAUUGAAGCAAUUUAUUAUCAACAAGAACGGGAAUACCAUGUUGAUUACCAAACUGUUCAAGAAUUGGUUUAUCCUGAAAGUGCUCCUGUUUGUAUUCCUGGUCCUAACACUUUUAUUCAACAGUUGACUGAAAUCAAGUCAAACUUGCACCACCCUCAACCACAAAACGUCCAAAAAAACUCAAACGAGACUGACGAUGAAGACUAUCAGAAAAUUCCGGUCAAGUCCUUGAUCAAAAAUUUUGAGCAGUCGUCGAUGCCGGUUUUACGCUACAAGCAAAUCCGGGCACCGUCUCCAAAAGUGGUGGAAAAGUUGAGUAAAGGGAUGCAGAACCAGGAGCAGUUUCUCAAAGCCGCCGAACAGGAAUUUGACAAUUUGUAUUAUGUGGCAAAUGCUAAAGUUGAAACGAAAUAUUAUCCCUUGGAACAACCGAAAAAUUUGGUGCAGUCCGAAAAUAGUUCCUUUUGUAAAUACACUUCCCAAAAGUCCCAAUUUCAGGCGUCGGCUUUUCGGGAGGAGAGUGUGAAGAGUGGAGAGGAAGGCUCUAACACACUUCCAAGAUCGAAACCAAAACCACCACUUUCACCAAGUUUCAAGCCAAACGUGGUCCCCCAAGUGUUUGUUCCUAAAGAAACCAACAGCCCAUUACCGGACUUGCAUACUCCAGCCUACAACGCACAAAGCGUUUUCUCCGAACCUUCAGCAAUUUCCCCCUCACAACCAUCGCCAAGAAUCAACUUCAACUCCUUGCAAAACUACAACACGGCACCGAGAGGCUGGGGACAAGUCCAGAGCUACUACAAACCCAUCACUUUUGAUAAACCUUCAACGCAAUACUCAGACUUCUAAUAAUACACGCACACAAAUUAUGUUUUGUUAUUUAUUGCUGUUACUGUAUAACUGUGACAUUUCGCCUCAAUCUCUUCAGGGAUUGCGGGUCGAGAUGCGUGAAUUUAGACGUUAUCUUCGUUAAUAUUUUAUGUAUAUAUGAUUGGUACUAAUAUUAGAUUUAGAAAAUCAGUUAUGUUAUAACAGAUAUUGUUCGGUCUCAACAACGGAUUGAAUAAUGAGGAUUUCAAAUUUGUCAAACAAUAAAUAGAAAUAGUUUUGCUCUCUGAA
Tribolium castaneum (red flour beetle) is the source of this 5236-nucleotide messenger RNA. RefSeq lists its product as uncharacterized. Gene Ontology annotation, biological process: positive regulation of actin filament bundle assembly. The record is from RefSeq and is a predicted model, not a curated record. Gene Ontology annotation, molecular function: actin binding. The transcript is spliced from 15 exons. Gene Ontology annotation, cellular component: Z disc; actin cytoskeleton; nucleus. The coding region runs from base 98 to 4966 and encodes 1622 amino acids. Lineage: Eukaryota; Metazoa; Arthropoda; Insecta; Coleoptera; Tenebrionidae.